AUGGAUAUUGAGAGCGACUCUCCCGCUGGGGAGGCUACUUUGCACGGACUUGAUAGCGGCCAACCGCCGCCGAUGGGGAGGGAGAGCCCGCCCUCGUUCCGGGAUACUCUUAUGGGAAGUGCGCAACAGACUCCGGUCAGGGAGGUGGAGGAUCUAUGGAAGACAGGGAAGAUGACAGUGGCUUAUGUGAAUGGUGAUCGACAGUUGCCGAAACUCUUUGUUGACAGAUCAGUUAUCGAGGGUAUGUGCUCGCCUUGGAAGGAUGCGCUAGUGGUGAAUCUACUGGGGAAGCGACUGGGAUAUCGAAUUAUGAAGACCAAACUUAGUAAUCUUUGGCGGCUGUCAGGGGACUUUGCUCUACUAGAUGUUGAUAAUGGAUUUUUCUUGGUGAAGUUUGACCAGGAAGAGGACAAGAGGAAGGUGAUUGACGGGGGUCCAUGGAUGAUUUUUGAUCAUUAUCUAGCUGUUGCAACCUGGAACAGAUCUUUCAUUUGUCCAGUAGCACAAAUCACAACGACAUUGGCUUGGAUUCGCAUACCGGGCUUGAAUGUGACCUACUAUAAUGAGAGCUUCCUUUUGUCAUUGGCUAAGCUGAUAGGGAAACCUAUAAAGGUUGAUAGGAACACGCUGAAUGCAGAGCGAGGCAGGGAGUGCCAGAAGCCGCCUGCAGCAGCAAGCUCCCCGCCGCCGAAACAACCUGAGGUGGUGGAGAGGAUUACAUCAACGGCUGCCGUGACUACAGAAACCCUAGCGCCGACUCAACAGGCAAUUCCAGUUGAGGAAACCCCUAAGAAACCGGAUGGAAUCGAUCCCACAAUUGUGGUUGUUGCGGAUCCUCAGGCUUCAAAGGAGGGUGGAGUUAAGGAGGUGGACCCCGCUGUGCUUGAGGUGGCAGGGGAUUGGCUAACGGUGAAAUACAAAAAGAAGAAAAAGUCAAAUGCCCCCACUUCCCUGGGAUCUGGUGCGCCGCCAAAGGGGAAUAUUCCCCCAAGUAAUCAGCGCCAGCACGUGCAGAUGAGAGAGGGGGAGCAGAUUGCGCUAUCUUCCAAGACUUUCCCAAUUUUUAGUGCCAAUGUUGUGGGGCCCAGCGAAGAUUCCACUUUAACUCAGAAAAAAAGGAAAAUUGGGGAUUCCGUGAAGAACAAGAGUGGGCCAGGGAAGGGUGGGUCCUCUACCAUGUUCAAGGGUAAAGACACCACGCGGAAACUGGACCAAGGAAGCGUGCACCCUCAAGGCAUACUCUCUGGUGCUCGAGACUUGGGAAAUGGUGGAAAAUUAUUGGGCUCAACUAAUUCAGAGCUUGUGCAUGCCAUUGGCUCAUCAAACUUCAUGGAGGUUUUACAGAGGCAUGAGGAUCAAAUGCAGGGAGGUGGGGUGUUUCAUGCGAAGCCACCUAACCAGCAUUAA
Molecule: messenger RNA, 1407 nt
Organism: Lotus japonicus
Lineage: Eukaryota; Viridiplantae; Streptophyta; Magnoliopsida; Fabales; Fabaceae
Exons: 2
Coding region: 1-1407 (468 amino acids)
Source: RefSeq, a predicted model, not a curated record